ACAAAAUGGCAGCCUCCAUAGAAAUUAUUAUAAAAUGGAGCGGAAAAGAAUAUAAAAUAGCAGAUUUAAACGCCACUGAGACUGUAAAAGAUUUGAAAAUGAAAAUUCAAAAGGAAACGGGUGUUUUAGCUGACAGACAAAAGCUGCUUGGUUUAAAAUCAAAAGGCAAGCCUGCAGAUGAUGCCACACAGCUCAGUGCGCUCAUUUUGAAGCCGGGAGCCAAGAUAAUGAUGAUGGGAACCAGAGAGGAAGAAAUUAGUAAAGUUGUAGAGCCGCCUCCUGAUAUUCCAGACGUUGUAAAUGACUUUGAUAUCGAAGAAGAAGAGGUUGCUGUAGAAAACAGGGAGGAAUUUCUUCAGAAAAUUGAGCGACGAAUCAAAGACUACAAAAUUGAGAUUAUGAAUGAACCCAGAAAAAAUAAGAAGUUGCUUGUUCUGGACAUUGACUACACUUUAUUUGACCACAGAUCAGUAGCGGAGACGGGUAAUGAGCUGAUGAGACCGUUCUUACACGAGUUUCUCACUUCAGCAUACGAAGACUAUGAUAUUGUUAUAUGGUCGGCUACGGGUAUGAAGUGGAUUGAGGCUAAGAUGAAGGAACUCGGAGUGUCAACUCACACAGCUUACAGACUUUGUUUCUACAUGGACAGCGGAGCAAUGAUUUCUGUUGUCACACCCAAGUAUGGGCUUGUUGAUGUGAAGCCGCUGGGAGUGGUAUGGGGCAAGUACCCUCAGUGGGGGCCUCACAACACCAUCAUGUUUGACGACAUACGCAGGAACUUCAUUAUGAACCCACAGUCUGGCCUCAAGAUCCGUCCGUUUCGUCAAGCCCACAUAGCUCGUGAGAAGGACCGGGAAUUACUGAAACUGUCUCGUUACUUAAAGGACAUUGCUCCACUGGACGAUCUCUCAACUCUUAAUCACAGCAGAUGGGAGAAAUAUCGCAGACCAAAGAGAAAACAUGAGGACUCGGACAACGGCAGACACACCAGAGAGGACAAUCAAGGCUCAGGAAACGCUCAGGGAACCAGGGACGGGUCUGACUCACCAGAUACAGCGGCCCCAUGAUGUACAACUUUAUAUAUAAGAGGACAUUUUGGAGUCCCAAAAAAUGUAAAAGGGCAUAUUAUCAAAAGUAUGCUGCUACAAACUGAAGAUAUUAAUUACUUCACAUGAAGUAAGACAAUUUAACAGUGGUUACCAAUCCAUGAUACCCCUUAUUUUGAAACAUGGAGUGCUAUUUUGUUUCAUGACAUUCAUCAUGUGAAAUGAUUGGAUGAUAACAUUCUGAAUUAAGCAUUUACAAAAAUAAUUCUCAUAGAGUUGGAGGUCAAAGAAAUGUUAUUGUUUUUUUAUUAGAAUCCGAUGAGCUUCUUUAUUUUAUUAUGAUAGUUGAUGCGAACUUAUUUUAUCAUGUCUAAGCAAUUUUACAUUUAUUGUUAGGACUGUUAAUCACAUGUUCACUUGCACAUUUUCACUUGCACAUUUCAAACAUCAUUUUGUUCAUACUUUUUGCACCUUAAGUAGUUUAUUCUUAAGUUCAAGUUCCAACAUUUAUUUAUUAGUGGGUAUGGCAAGACCAUAGAACAUAAGCUAUUGACCGACUAGCAUCGCUUUUGACCAACUAGCAUCGUAUUUGACUGACUAGCAUACAUGUAGCUAUUGGUUGACUUGCAUUGCAAUUGACCGACUAGCAUCCCUGUUGACUGACUAGCAUUUUUUUUGACUGACUAGCAUACAUGUAGCUAAUCGCCAACUAGCAUAGCUAUUAGCUGUCUAAACUCACCAGGCUUGAAAAUGAAAAUAUCUUAGGCUUACAUUUGUAAUGAUAAGGCACAAUUUAUAUAUUGAUUUUCUAAGGAAUUGCAUUCUUCUAGUAGUAUUUUUGAAAACUGUUAUACAUAGGACUUUGUUGCGACUUUUGAAGAAAAAACAAUAAAGAUUGGAAAUAUACAGGUGUCAGUCCACGUUCACAUAUGGUGCUCUUCUUUGGAGUAAAUGAAUGCAUUUGAAACUAUCAUUGUUGUGUUUAUUAUUUGUUCAAUAAAUGAAUAAAACUUAA
Molecule: messenger RNA, 2061 nt
Organism: Mya arenaria
Lineage: Eukaryota; Metazoa; Mollusca; Bivalvia; Myida; Myidae
Product: ubiquitin-like domain-containing CTD phosphatase 1
Exons: 9
Coding region: 6-1067 (353 amino acids)
Biological process (GO): protein dephosphorylation
Cellular component (GO): nucleus
Molecular function (GO): protein serine/threonine phosphatase activity; protein binding
Source: RefSeq, a predicted model, not a curated record